AUGAUUCUCCAAACGACCUUCCCUGGCCACUCUCUCUGGUCGUCGUGCUCCGCUCACAGGUUCCAUCCUUUUCUCUUCUCCAAACGACGUCGUCGCAGUAGUCUCUCCUACUGGCAUUUCAAUCGUCUUAGGCCUAGGCUCUUCGCAGUUGCCGCCUCCGAGAAUGGCGUGUUCACUUCUCCAGAGAUUGCAAAGACCUUUGAUUUUACUUCAGAAGAAGGGAUAUACAAUUGGUGGGAGUCUCAAGGGUAUUUUAGGCCAAACCUUGACCGAGGAAGUGAUCCUUUUGUGAUUUCAAUGCCGCCUCCAAAUGUUACUGGUUCCCUGCACAUGGGACACGCGAUGUUUGUGACUCUUGAGGACAUUAUGGUUAGAUACCAUCGUAUGAAGGGAAGACCCACGCUUUGGCUUCCUGGGACUGAUCAUGCUGGUAUAGCAACUCAGCUGGUUGUAGAAAAAAUGCUUGCAUCUGAAGGAAUUAAAAGGGUUGAAUUGGGUCGAGAUGAGUUUGUGAAUCGAGUUUGGGAGUGGAAAGAGAAGUAUGGUGGAACCAUUACAAAUCAGAUCAAAAGACUUGGCGCUUCUUGUGAUUGGAAUAGAGAGCAUUUCACUCUUGAUGAACAGCUAAGUCGAGCUGUCAUUGAGGCCUUUGUCAGACUUCAUGAGAAAGGCUUAAUCUAUCAAGGGUCUUACAUGGUGAACUGGUCUCCUAGUCUACAGACUGCUGUUUCUGACUUGGAAGUAGAAUAUCAUGAAGAAUCUGGCACUCUCUAUUAUAUUAAGUAUCGUGUAGCUGGAGGCUCAAAGUCUGACUAUCUGACAAUAGCAACAACACGCCCGGAGACUUUAUUUGGUGAUGUAGCUAUUGCUGUGCAUCCUGAGGAUGAUCGAUAUUCUAAAUAUAUUAAUAGAAUGGCUAUAGUUCCUUUGACAUAUGGCCGUCAUGUCCCUAUCAUCUCUGACAAGCAUGUUGAUAAAGACUUUGGCACCGGUGUGUUGAAGAUAAGCCCUGGACAUGAUCAUAAUGAUUACAAUCUUGCAAGAAAGCUUGGUCUUCCAAUACUUAAUGUCAUGAACAAGGAUGCAACUCUAAACAAGGUUGCCGGACUGUACUGUGGCCUUGAUCGGUUUGAGGCCCGCAAGAAACUUUGGGCAGAUCUGGAGGAGACUGGUUUGGCUGUAAAGAAAGAACCACACACUUUACGAGUUCCCAGAUCUCAGCGUGGUGGAGAAGUUAUAGAGCCACUAGUAAGCAAGCAGUGGUUUGUAACGAUGGAGCCCUUAGCUGAGAAAGCCCUUCGUGCUGUUGAAAAAGGAGAUUUGAAAUCAUACCUGAAAGAUUUGAAAAGUUCAAUUAAGCAUGUGAUGGAAGUCACUAGUACUAUGCUCGAUGGGUCUGAUAUUCAAUUCCCAGCACGAGUACAGAUAUAUGUGAUGUGCCAUGUGCUGAUCUAUAAUCACUGGCUAUCAAAUAUUAAGGAUUGGUGCAUAAGCAGACAACUGUGGUGGGGACAUCGAAUACCAGUUUGGUACAUUGUGGGUAAAGACUGUGAAGAAGAAUAUAUUGUUGCAAGGAGUGAGGAUGAAGCUCUUCGGAAAGCUCAAAAGAAGUAUGGAAGAGAUACAAAAAUAUAUCAGGAUCCAGAUGUUCUUGACACAUGGUUUUCAAGUGCACUGUGGCCUUUCAGUACUCUUGGGUGGCCAGAUGAGUCAAUCGAGGAUUUUAAGCGGUUUUAUCCUACUACAAUGCUUGAGACAGGGCAUGACAUACUGUUCUUUUGGGUUGUGAGGAUGGUCAUGAUGGGAAUUGAGUUUACAGGGACAGUUCCAUUUAAAUAUGUUUAUCUGCAUGGUCUCAUCCGGGAUUCACAAGGUCGAAAGAUGUCUAAAACAUUGGGGAAUGUCAUAGAUCCUUUAGAUACAAUCAAGGAAUAUGGCACAGAUGCUUUAAGAUUUACAAUUGCUCUGGGGACUGCUGGUCAGGACCUUAAUUUAUCCACUGAGAGGUUGACGUCAAAUAAGGCCUUCACUAACAAACUAUGGAAUGCUGGAAAGUUUGUAUUGCAGAAUUUACCCAGUCAAAAUGAUGCAUCAGCUUGGGAAAAUAUACUCUCUUAUAAGUUUGACAAAGUGGAGCUCUUGGACAAGCUACCUUUACCAGAAUGUUGGGUGAUCUCAAAACUUCAUUUGCUUAUUGACACAGUCACCGCAAGCUAUGACAAAUUUUUCUUUGGAGAUGUAGGAAGAGAGACAUAUGAAUUUUUUUGGGGUGAUUUUGCUGAUUGGUAUAUUGAAGCCAGUAAAGCUCGUCUUUACCACUCCAGUGGUGAUUCAGUUGCUUCUGUCACACAGGCAGUUCUGUUGUAUGUUUUUGAAAACAUACUUAAAUUGCUACACCCCUUCAUGCCAUUUGUGACUGAGGAGCUCUGGCAGGCACUCCCAUAUCGAAAAGAAGCUCUUAUAAUAUCACCAUGGCCACUGACUUCACUUCCAAGGAAGAGCAACUCGAUUAAGAAGUUUGAAAAUUUACAGGCUCUGACUAGAGCCAUCCGGAAUGCUCGAGCAGAAUAUUCAGUUGAGCCUGUAAAGCGUAUAUCAGCCUCAAUAGUUGCUAAUGAAGAAGUCACUGAGUACAUAGUGAAAGAAAAGGAAGUUUUAGCACUUCUCUCCAGGCUAGAUUUGCAAAACAUCCAUUUUACAGAUUCUCCUCCAGGGAAUGCGGAUCAAUCAGUCCACCUUGUAGCUGGUGAAGGACUAGAGGCAUAUCUCCCUUUUGCUGAUAUGAUUGAUAUUACUGCCGAAAUCCAACGCCUAUCUAAGAGACUUUCCAAGAUGCAGACAGAAUAUGAUGGACUUAAAGCUCGGCUCAGUUCUCCUAAGUUUGUAGAGAAAGCUCCUGAGGAUAUUGUCCGUGGAGUCCAAGAAAAGGCGGCAGAAACAGAAGAGAAGAUUACUCUCACCAAAAACCGUUUAGCUUUACUCCAAUCAACGGUUGUGGUUACAUAA
Molecule: messenger RNA, 3006 nt
Organism: Prunus armeniaca (apricot)
Lineage: Eukaryota; Viridiplantae; Streptophyta; Magnoliopsida; Rosales; Rosaceae
Source: the annotation of a GenBank genome assembly